Messenger RNA from Rhopilema esculentum, 4731 nucleotides. The record is from RefSeq and is a predicted model, not a curated record. NCBI's taxonomy places the organism in Eukaryota, Metazoa, Cnidaria, Scyphozoa, Rhizostomeae, Rhizostomatidae.
CUUACACAGGAUCUUGUAUAGGAUCCUAUACACUUAAGAUUCAAGAUGCUGGUAGGAUCCUGGUCAGAAUGUUACAGGAUCCUAUUUAAGAAUCUACAGGAUCCUAUUGUUAUGUUCAAGAUCCUGACAGGAUCCUAAUCUAGUUAGAUGUGUUAGAUCCUAUACCCAGAUUUGGAUUUAUCCUUACCCAGGAUCCUGUAUAGGAUCCUACGCACACAGGAUCUUGCAGGAUCCUGAAAAUCUAGGAUCCUUCAGGAUCCUGUAGGAUCCUCCAAGAUUUUUCACCGGGGAUAUCUCAUUUGGUUUGAUGCUGAAUAUGAUGCUGCAUCUAUUCCAUACCCAAGAUUCAGUGUAGGAACAUAAUCAGGACUACAUUUAUCCCCUGAUGCUGUACCUGGAUAAUACAAAACUUAAACAAUACUCAAAAGAAUUACCAAUACUAUUAUUUGAUUGACCUUUAAGUUAUGAAUUUAAUACAACCUCAACAUCCUCAAAGUGCAUAUGUUACGAAAAAUUUUGCUGGUAAUGAUGGCGAUCAAAGAAACAUCGCUGGUAACGAUGGCGAACUUAGUUUUUUCAUUUGCGACUUACUUUCCCCAAAAAACGGGAUUUUCCAACACCCACUCAAGCUAAAAUGUGUCACAACAAAAACGGGUCGAACCUGUGGUCACAUGACCUCUGUGACGUAAAGUGGUUGUGUAUCCGUUGAAUAGAACAAGGCUUCUGUAUGGUUUCACUAUGUGCGGGCACUACUGUUGUCUCCCUAAAGAUUUUUUUCCUCCAUAAGAGUAAUAAGUUUUAUUUAGAUAACUCAAGCAAUGCCAUCAAAGGUCGGAAAGUAAUUUGGAAAAUUUGUUUUUAUCUACUCUAAGAAAGCCUUUCCAAUCUGUCGGGAUUCUUGUUGAGGCCAUCACUUUCCGACGUUGCCCAGAACCUCUCUAGUCUCGCAGUGAUUUCUUCAACGAGUCCACUUUGUAAAAAUCCUAUACUAGAUCAAUUCGCGAGGAAUUUUGCAGUAUUCUCAGAAUGUAAUGGGCGAAUAUGGCUGUGAAAUAUUCAUCGAAUGUGUGCACAGUUUUAGGCUGUAGCAUCUGGACAAUGACAGCACCAUCAAUAAUGACUGCAUCAACAGAUGGUUUGGUCGUAGUCAGAACUUGUGUUGAUAGGCUUGUUAAACAAUUAACGAGGUCUGCUUUUUGGCCUUCUGUUGGCAUACUAUAUAAAGACAUGAAAACAGAGAGCAGUCUUGUUGAAGAACAUGUAGCUUAGCUUUUAUUAAAAUUUAAAGUUAAAGUUGUUUGCGAGCAAGAACUUGACCGCCACGUUUUUUGCUAACUACACUAGAACGAGGCUAGACGGGGGUUACAUAAUUACUUACAAUACAUUUUUAAGUGCUAUUUCUAAUACUCCUCCUCACUUAAAAUGCAGUUCAUGUAGUAAGGUCUCUCAAUGUCCUUAUACUAUAUUAACAAAAAAGGUCUUUUUAAACAUCAACAAAAUGUUUAAACAAAGCAACAAGAAAAAAGUAUAAAUACUAUUUUGGGAGAAGAGGUUCUAGAACAAUCACUCCCUGCAACUCAUCUUUACCAUGAGUUUCCCUAAACUCAAUCAUAAACACAAUGUAUUGAAACUGUUCUUUUCAAUGAUAACACAGCUACACAAGUUUAUCAAGUUCAUUUUUGUUGAAGCAAUCCAACAUUUUCACAGAAAGUUUUCAACUUCUGUUUAACCUGGGGUUUUGUUAAAGAGUCAGCCAGUUGCUCAUUUGUUGCUACAUGUUCUACCCUCAGUUUCUCACUUUCAAACAUGUCUCUCUCAAAGUAGUAAUUAAUAUCAAUAUGCUUUGACCUUUUGUGAAAAACUGGAUUUUUCACCAACUGUAUGGCACUCAUGUUAUCCACACAUAAUACAGGAAUAUCUUUUUCAUCUGCAAUUUCUCUAAAAAGGGGAUUUAACCAGAUUAAUUCCUUUGUUCCUUCACUUGCAGCUACAAAUUCUGCUUCAGUUGUUGAGAGUGAAACAGAUUUUUGUCUCUGACUAAUCCAAGAAAUGGCUGUUCCAUUGUGUAAACACACUACACCAGUGUGUGACUUUCUGGAACCUUUAUCACCAGCAAAGUCUGCAUCACUAUAUCCAGUGAGAUUUUGGGACACUUUACUGCUGUAUAUUAACUUCAUAUCUUUAGUCCCUUUCAGAUAUCUGAAGAUCCUCUUCACCAUUGUCCAGUGUCUUUUGGUUGGCUUGUCCAGUACUUGUGACACUAAACUUACUGCAUAUGCAAUAUCUGGUCUGUUACACACAGUAAGAUAAUUCAAGCUACCAACAGCUUCACGAUAGGGCUCAUUUGUGAGAUAAUCACUCUCAUCUUCGGACUGCUCACAGCCAGAUUCAACUGGAGUACUAACACAAUUACAAUCUUCCAUUUUGAACUUUUCAAGUAUUUUGUUUGUCCUGGGUAUGACUCUAAACUGCAUCCGGUAGCAGGGUUCUGGUUCGGGAGAUCCAGAGUUCUGGGGAGUAUGGAGCGACCCCUUAACUGCUACUGCUCCCAGGUCCACUUUGACCCAGGGUGGUAGUACCUGACAGGGUCCCAUGUAUGGGUCAAAUACGCCCCAUCUAUGGGUUAAAUAGACUGGUACUGGCAGCAGGGUACCAGUAGUUCCAGUUGAUGGAAGAGUCUUCAGGGACCAACAACUUUUGGAGCACGUGGUCGGGCAAGAGAUCCUUCCGGACCUUGGCCGAGCACACCGGCACGCAGUGUCACUGCGUACUCGGAGAGGAGAUGGGCACCACCGAGUACUUCUUGCUUAUUGAAACACCCAUGGAAUGACAACUAACUUAAACCUCAUACCGGAUCAGUCGGGGCCCGGGUCAACAACGGCCGCGCUGUCUCCUGGAGCCUCCAGGGGAGGCAGUGUAAAGUAUGCGACUGGAGUGGAGGGUGUGGAGGGAAGGAGAGCCGGGAGAGCCGGAGGAAACAGAGAAGUGGCGAAGGUAGAGACAACAAUUGGUACAUGGAAUGUCAGAAAGUUGAAGGCAUGUGGAAAAGCGGAGGUUUUAGUACAAGAAAUGGACAGACUGAAUUGGAACAUCCUGGGCAUAUCUGAAAUGAGAUGGAAGGGCAUUGGUGAAGGAACAGCAGAAGAAGCACACAAGAUUUGGUACAUAGGUGAUGAGAAGAAGCAUGAAAGAGGUGUGGGAUUCCUAGUGAACAAGAACACCAAAAACGCAGUGCUAGAAUUCACACCGAUCAGCGACCGAAUAGCAGCAAUCAAGGUGGCGGGGAAACCAAUAAACAUGACAAUUGUGCAAGUGUAUGCACCAACCAAUGAUUGCCGCGAUGAACUUGUAGAAGAAUUCUAUGAUGACCUGAAGAAACUGCUAAAAACCAUUCCCAGAAAAGAUGUGUUAAUAGUGCAAGGUGACUGGAAUGCGAAGAUUGGAGUUGAUGCAUUCGCAAAUUGGAAGGGAACUAUUGGAAGAUUUGGACUUGGAGAAACAAAUGAUAGAGGACUGAAGCUGCUGGAAUUUGCCAAGAGACAUCGUCUGACAUCUGCCAACACGCUGUUCAACCACAAAGCUUCGAGAAAAUCAACAUGGCACUCACCAGAUGGUAGGACACACAACCAGAUAGACUUGAGUCAACAGAGCAAAGACAGAGGAGAUUCAGAGAGGAGAUUCAUGACGGGAGUCAACAGAGCAAAGACAAGAACGUUCAAUAAGCCAGACAUCGGCAGUGAUCACGAUCUAGUGAUGAUGACACUAAAAGUGAAGUUGAGUACAAUCAAGAAGAACAAGUUGAGCAAAAGAAGAUUCGAUAUUGAGAAGCUGAAAGACCCGGAAGUUGCAGAAUCUUAUCAAGAAGAACUAGCAGGAAAGUUUGCACCACUGUUACUGCUCGACCAAGACCCACAAGACCUGUGUGAUGUGUUCACUGACACACUGGAAAAAACUGUGGAGGAAAAAUUAGGAAAAGCGAGACCAAUCAAGAAGCCGUGGAUAACACCAGAGGUGCUGGAGGCAUGUGAUGUGAGGCGAGAUAAGAGAAGGAGAAGACAUCUAGGAGCAAAUGAUCUAUUAGAGUAUAGAGUUGCAAAUAGAAAAGUGAGGAAUGAAAUCAACAUAGCAAAAAACAAGUGGAUCAUCAGUCAAGCACAAGAUAUCGAAGAAAAUCUAAGAAGGAACAACACCAAGAAGGCAUACGAAACUGUAAAGAAGUUGUGUGGCUCAUAUAUGGAUGAAACCAAACGGAAACAAGCUGGCAUAAUUGAGGAUAAAGAUGGAACAUUACUAACGAAGAGUGAUGACAUCUGUAGGAGAUGGAAAAACUACUGUGAAGAACUUUUCAACUGCAACAUCCAGAAAGACCAGGAAGUGCUGAAAGAACAAGUCACGGAAGAACGACAAGAAGAAGUGACCAUGCUGAUGUCAGAAGUACGUAGUGCGAUCCAGGAGCUGAAGAAGAACAAGUCGCCAGGAGCAGAUAACAUCACUGCGGAGCUAAUCCAGAAUGGAGGAGAGACAACAUUCCUCUUAAUGCACAAACUGUGCAAUGAGAUUUUGAAAACCAAGCAAUGGCCGAGCCAAUGGACAGAAUCUGUACUCAUCACCAUUCCAAAGAAGACGAACAGCAGGAGAUGUACAGAUUAUCAUACGAUUAGCCUAAUUAGCCACGCCUCAAAAGUCCUGUUAAGGAUAAUCUUGAAGAGGUUGAAGAGGAAGAAAUACUGA